AUGGCGCGUCGCCUGCGGGUGCGGUUUACCGCAAAAGACGGGUACGGCUGUGGGCGCUGCAGCGCGUAUCUUUGCGACAACGGCGACGUCAUUUCGCGUGCCUUUCACGGCAAGCAUGGCAAGGCGUACCUGGUGAGCCGCUGCUUUAACUACUACUUUGGACCCCAGGAGGAGAAGGAGCUGAUAACGGGCUCACACAUUGUGCGCGACGUCUUUUGCUCCUGCUGUGAUCGCUAUAUUGGCUGGACGUACGACUUUGCCUAUGUAGAGAAGGAGCGGUAUAAAAUCAAUCGUUUUGUCUUGGAGCGUCAGCUUUUGCGUGCCAUCAAGGCAGACGCAACGACGGGUUUGCCAGCUGCCGGCAACGCAAACCAGCAGUCUUGA
Molecule: messenger RNA, 384 nt
Organism: Trypanosoma conorhini
Lineage: Eukaryota; Euglenozoa; Kinetoplastea; Trypanosomatida; Trypanosomatidae
Product: zinc-binding protein (Yippee)
Exons: 1
Coding region: 1-384 (127 amino acids)
Cellular component (GO): ubiquitin ligase complex
Source: RefSeq, a predicted model, not a curated record